This is a messenger RNA of Symbiodinium pilosum, 414 nucleotides long. The record is from the annotation of a GenBank genome assembly. NCBI's taxonomy places the organism in Eukaryota, Dinophyceae, Suessiales, Symbiodiniaceae.
AUGGGUCCCGUGGAACUCGCAGGCUUAUUUGUCAGAGCUGGUGCUUCCUUUGACUGGUUAUCUACGCUCUGGGAGCCGGGUGCUGAUCCACUGCAAUGGUGGGAAAGGGAGGACAGGCAUGCUGGUGGCUGCAUUGCUGAUGACCUCCGCUGGCGGCCGGCAAACUUUGCGUGGUGCUAUCUCUUCGAUGCGUCGGGUGCGCGCAGGGAUGCUCCGCAACCCUCUGCAGCAGCUUUUCCUUCUCCUGCACCUGUACAGCAGCUUGCGAAAGCUGUAGGUAUGCAACGCAGAAUCCUGAACAUGCCUGAGCGCAAAUAUUGCCCAAGCACUGUCGGAGCCGAGCUGAUAGAUCUGGGCAUGGUCACGCAGAUCCGCCCAAGCUGUUCCACGGAAGUGGCUACAAAGGAGGAGUAG